CGAGUGUUCAUCGCUGUUUACCGGCCGUUAGACGAGACGAUUGAUGCACAAAACAUGAAGAGAAGCGAGACAGAACUGACCUGUCGCUGCCCACGGCCGAGUCGCUGUCGUCGAACUCGUCCUCCUCGUCGUCCACCGCCAGCUGCGGCAUCUGGUCAGGCUCAGGCCGGCGGACAGGCGAGCCAGGCGAGGACGAGAUCUGAUGUUUCUGCUGCUGCUGCUGCUGCUGUUGAUGUUGAUGCUGCUGCUCAACGGCUGCGGCGCACUCCGGGCGCCAUCGAGGAUGAAUCAGACGAACAGGAGGGAGUCUCUGGUGGUGCUCGCGCCGGAGAACAAGCUGCUGCAGCUGGAGGAAGCACUGUUGCUGGCAAAUUCGAGGGCGCGGUCGAUGUUGGCGCAGCGCAUGAAAAGGAAAAGCAGUCGAGCCAGGGCGUCGUCGUAUAG
This is a messenger RNA of Trichophyton verrucosum HKI 0517, 444 nucleotides long. RefSeq lists its product as uncharacterized. The transcript has 2 exons. NCBI's taxonomy places the organism in Eukaryota, Fungi, Ascomycota, Eurotiomycetes, Onygenales, Arthrodermataceae. The annotation marks the transcript as partial. The record is from RefSeq and is a predicted model, not a curated record.